CCGCCGCCAACCACCAAGCUCCCUCCCCCGUUACCUCCCGACGUCCCUCCUCCCUCCCGAGAACCCCCUCCACCGCCAGCCAGCCUCCCCUCCACCGCCCUCCUCCCUUCCCCUCCUCUCUCGCAUAAUCGUCCAUCCCUAGCAUGCCCCCUCUCUCUCUCCCUCUCUCUCCCAGAAGCUGUAGCACCAUCAAUGGACGCUCGCGUCCUAGAUCAGGACCUCCCCGACGACGACGAUUCCCCCGAUACUUUCGAAUCUUCCUCCGACGUUGCUGACGGCGAAGCUGGACAAGGCAAUUCAAUAUGGGACGCUCGCCAAUUCAAUGGACAAUUCCCCCCGCCAAUUCAAUGGACGAUUCCCCCGCCAAUUCGCUCGACGAUUCCGCUGCCAAUUCAAUGGAUGCUCGUGUUCCAGAUUGGGACCGCCCCGACGACGACGAUUCCCCCGCCACUUCGGAAUCUUUCUCUGACGUUGCUGAUGGCGGCGCUGGACAAGGAAAUUCAAUAUGCUGCAUCCCAGAAUCUUCUUUGGUAGUGUGUGCAUUACGCUUUGGUAGUUACCUGCAUUCGUGUUAGUUAGAUGGAGCAUUAUGUUUUGGUAGUUAUUUGCAUUUGGUUUGGUAGUGUUUGCAUUAUGCUUUGGUAGUUUCUUUGUAUUUGUUUUGGUAGUGUUUGUAUUGAUUUAUUUAUGCAAUGGUAUUGUUUUGAUUUCACAGUAGUAGUGGUAUUGGUUGUUUUGGUAUUUGUUUGACUUUUGUAAUGGUAUAGAUUGUUUAUAUUGGUAGUUUUCGUAUAAUGGUAUAAAUUUAUUUCUGCAAUGGUAUUGAUGUUUUUCAAAAUGGUAGUGGUUGUCUAAUGGAUUGGUAGUGAUUUCGUGUUUUUUCUUUUGUAGAAAGAUUGAAAAAAAUAUGAAAAAGAGAUCUGGCUAGAGAUUACGGAAGUGAGAGAAAAAGAAAGAAUUGUAAUUAAUAGAUUUUUGUAACUACCUAAAAUGUAAUUUAUUAAAUUUAAUUAAUAAAUAUACUUUAUUUUUCCAUCCUCAAUUUACCCUUAGUAAUCACGGUGAUUACUACUAAGCUGACUCAUGAGCUUGAAGUUUGCACAGGCUUGCCAUACCAUGUGCUUGAAAGACAACGGUUAAUAUUGAGAGUCGUGAGGACUUGAACACGUGACCUCAAGGACAAACCAGCUCUGAUACCAUGUCAUAAACUAGUUGGUCCCAAUAACUCGAGUUGUUGGGAAAAUGUUAUGUUGGAUCUUAUACAGGCCCAUGUAUGGUACUUAACCACUUCCUUACAGUUAUUGCCAAUUGGUGUUCUUGUUGAGAAACCAGAAUACGGUGGAAACUGUUGUGUCUUAUUACUGAUACCACAUAGGGUUUAUAUAAAGUACAAAAACUGACUUCUAUAAUAAUCCUAACACUAAUACAAAAAUAACCUAACUUCUACAACUCUAAUAAGGAAUAUAACUCUAUCCAAUUACAUACUAGUACUCGUAAUAUAACACAAUACUACUCGUACUACACAUACUCUAAUGCUUCUAAGUACUAGCGUUGUCAUCAAAAUAUUGCACUAAUUCGUUAGGUUCUCCAUAGCUUUAGGCAACCUUUCAUUUGCCUCUUUACAAACCAAUGUUACUUAAUUUAGUUAUGCUCCCAUUAUAGACCCCAAUCGAACUUUAUGACCACAUUUAGACUCCCUCUUAAUGUUUUUAUAAACUCCAUUCACAAAUGGGAUUAGAUGGGGCUUAGCUCCCCACCUUAACCACCAUUGGUGUUCCUUUUGGGUCAUUUUCUAACCAUUUUAGUGUUAAAAGUAUCAUAGGGUUUAACAAAUGAAAAACUAUAUAGAAUUUUUGACAGAUUUCUCCCCAUAACAAAGAUAAAAGUUAACU
Messenger RNA from Linum trigynum, 1892 nucleotides. NCBI's taxonomy places the organism in Eukaryota, Viridiplantae, Streptophyta, Magnoliopsida, Malpighiales, Linaceae. The record is from the annotation of a GenBank genome assembly.